UUUUAAAAUCCUUUCACAUCGGCAAGGCAUCAAUCAAGCCAUUAACAAACUAGGGAAGUUGAUUGGCCCCACUUCAGCACAGCACAGUCGACGUCACUACUCUUGCGGGUCAGCGUUUCUCCUGCAUCAACUAACGGACACGACACAUCACACAUGGAGCGCGUUACUUGUUCGACGUAAUGUCUCAGUAACAGUAACAACGAAAAAUAAGCCAAGCCAACCCAGCUUCAUUCCUCGAACAGAAAACUAAAAAUAAAAAAAGGAAAUAUUUUGAGAUUGAGAGCAAAAAGCUAACGAUUAGACAAGUCCGACAGAGAUGUGGAGGCGCGUGGCUUCGCUUUCUUCCUUCAUCUCAUCCUCCAACUCUUCCUUUCUUGCCCAGGCAGCAUGCAGAUUGAACAUUUGGGAAUCAUUAACGACAGGGAUCGCGCAACAGGCAAAAGGUGUAAUAGUCCCCAAAGAGAAAACUCCAUUCAUAACUUUUGUCCUAGGUGGUCCUGGUAGUGGAAAAGGUACUCAGUGUAUAAAGAUUGUUGAGACCUUUGGGUUCAGACAUUUGAGUGCUGGAGACUUGUUAAGGAGGGAAAUAGCUUCUAACAGUGCAGAUGGUGCCAUGAUUCUUAACACGAUUAAAGAAGGAAAAAUUGUCCCUUCAGAGGUGACAGUCAAACUGAUACAAAAGGAGAUGGAAUUAAGUGAAAAUCACAAAUUUCUCAUUGAUGGUUUCCCUCGUACUGAGGAGAACCGAAUAGCAUUUGAACAAAUUAUUGGAGUAGAGCCAAAUGUUGUACUUUUCUUUGAUUGCCCAGAAGAAGAAAUGGUGAAACGUGUGCUGAAUCGUAAUCAGGGUCGAGUUGAUGACAACUUAGAAACAAUCAGAAAACGCCUUAAAGUUUUUGAGGCAUUGAAUCUUCCGGUUAUUAACUACUACUCUCAGAGAGGAAAGCUCUAUAAGAUCAAUGCAAUAGGAACAGUAGAUGAAAUAUUUGAACAAGUUCAUCCGGUCUUUCGUGCCUUUGAGCAGGUCGUUGGAUGAGGUUCUUAUGAAACAAGCUCAUCAGAGGAACAUGAAGAUCCUUUUACCUUGUUUUGGAGGUCAGUUGAACUUAAAAAGUUUCCAGUAAGAUGAGGAAAUUAGAGAAAAAGAAGAUUGGUAAUAUGGUUGAGGUGAAUUUGAUGAUGGAUGUACAUUAGCUCAACUGCGAGAAAGUAGUGGAGUGUUGCAGCUCAACAGUCUAUUAGCUCAACGUAACUGCAUAAGAAAACAAAAUAAUCUGACAAUUUAUAUUGACUAAGGACUGCUAUUCAGUUUUCCUUACCUUUUUAAGUUUUUACUCAAAAUAACAUGCAAGAUAUAUGAGGCUGAAUUCUAGCGUUCAAGUUCGUAAUAAAUA
This is a messenger RNA of Durio zibethinus, 1394 nucleotides long. RefSeq names its product P-loop containing nucleoside triphosphate hydrolases superfamily protein. Gene Ontology annotation, molecular function: ATP binding. Gene Ontology annotation, biological process: 'de novo' pyrimidine nucleobase biosynthetic process; pyrimidine nucleotide biosynthetic process. NCBI's taxonomy places the organism in Eukaryota, Viridiplantae, Streptophyta, Magnoliopsida, Malvales, Malvaceae. The record is from RefSeq and is a predicted model, not a curated record.